This is a messenger RNA of Dreissena polymorpha, 2725 nucleotides long. Its product is annotated as DNA fragmentation factor subunit alpha-like. The coding region runs from base 64 to 666 and encodes 200 amino acids. Lineage: Eukaryota; Metazoa; Mollusca; Bivalvia; Myida; Dreissenidae. The transcript has 5 exons. Gene Ontology annotation, biological process: apoptotic process; regulation of apoptotic process. The record is from RefSeq and is a predicted model, not a curated record.
CUACAACAACAACAGUUUUUGUUUGUUUACAAAUAGCGUUCUGACACAUUUUGUAUUCAUGAAAUGUCUGCAGCUCGACCAUACAAGGUUUGGAGUUCUGACAGACAGAUCAAGAAGUCAGUCACAGCCUCUACCCUUGCGGAUUUUAUAACCAAAGCAAAAGAGAAGCUUGGAUUCAGUUCAGACCGACCGGUCACAGUUGUGUUUGAGGCCGACGGCACUGAAGUGGACGAGGAUGACUAUUUCCAGUUCCUGCCAUUCAACACGACCCUUAUGCUACUUGGUUCUGGUGACGCAUGGAAAAGUCAGUCUGAAGCUGUGGGCAGAGAUGAGCCUGACUAUAUGAUGCCGGAUGGGAGAGAGGUGUCUGACAGACUUAGGCAGCUGGCUACAGGAUUGAAAAGGGAGAUAACCAGACUCAUCACCUUCUCAAAUGAUGAUCUAACAGAGCUAGCCCAGAUGUCUACAUCAGCACUAGCAACUCUCCUUGGGGAGACAGAGACCUAUGCACAGGCUGUGCAGGAGGCAUGUCAGCGCCACCUGGAUGAACGUGCACAGACUUCAGAGGCCAUGGAGCUGCUCAAACUGUACCACAAGGCGCGUGAGCACAGUCCGUAUGUGGAGGGGGAGGAGACGGUGAAACGACAGAAGUUUGCUAACACUUAGAGGAGUUGAUGGGAGUAAAAUAUCAUUAGACAGUGUCAACAUUCCAUUAUAAUUAAGCUCUGUGAAAAGGGGUUUAAUGCAUGUGCGUAAAGUGUUGUUCCAGAUUAGCUUAUCAUGGACGACACUUUCAGCUUAAACCGAUUUUUUGCUAAGUAGAGACUAUAUUUAAAUAAAAGCAGAAAGUGUUGUCCCUGAUUAGCCUGUGUGGACUGCACAGGCUAAACUGGGACGACACUUUACCAACAUGCAUUAAACCCCAUUUUACCUGAGCACGGCUCAAUUAUAUUUAUCAGGAUAGGAACCCAGUAGUUAAGAUUGUGAUAUAUCAUAAGAAAGUUUCAAUAUUUUAUUAUACUCAAAUUUGAAAUCAAGGUCGUUCAAAUUCCCAGUUUGUUAUUCUGUCUACAAAAUGUUUUAAGUUUGUUGGGCAAACAUCUAGAUACAUGUAUCUCAAGCAAUUCUAUUGAAACUUGAAAUAUGUCAUCAUGAUCAAUCAGGGUAGAUUUGCAAGACACAAUUUUCCUUUGCGCGGUAUAAUUCACAUUUCAGGCAUAGCUCUAGGUAUUUACAUGUGUUUGACCUGGGAGUCCAUCUCAUGAUGCAUUGUUAGAAUCAUUUAAGUUAAUAUGCAAUUUCAAAAAUUGGCAUAAGAUCAUUGAUAAAGACAGGUGGUUGUUCUCAGGGGAGAUCUUCAAAUGUUUUUUGCAAUUUGUCAUUAGGGAAGAUCUUGCAGUGGUGAUUUUCAAUACGUUAACAUCCCAUGGAAACUGUGCUGAGAAAUUUUAUAUGAAAUUCCUAGGAGAGUUUAGGUCUUUCCAAGUCAGAGCCACAUUUCUCGGACAUAAAAUCACAUGUAUUUUUUUUAUAUGAUUUAUAUUUUAUAACUUUACAUUUAGCAUUUUAGCUAUUUUUGACAUAUUCAUUGUUUGACAAAUUUAGCUUUGCAGACUUUGCAUUUAAAACUACUUUUUUAUUUUAAGCUCAUCUAUUUUUUGAAAAAAAAUUAUGAGCUAUUGUCAUCAACUUGGCGUCGAUGUCGACGUCGGCGUCCGAUUAAGUUUUGCGUUUAGGUACACUUUUCUCAUAAAGUAUCAAUGCUAUUGCAUUCAAACUUGGUACACUUACUAACUAUUAUGAGGGGACUGGGCAGGCAAAGUUAGAUAAUUCUGGCUUGCAUUUUGACAGAAUUAUGUGCCCUUUUUUUUACUUAGAAAAUUGAAAAUUUUGGUUUAGUUUUGUGUUUAGGUCCAUUAUAUUCCUUAAGUAUCAAAGUUAUUGCUUUCAUACUUGCAACACUUACUAACUAUCAUAAGGGGACUGUGCAGGCAAAGUAAUGUAACUCUGACUGGCAUUUUGACAGAAUUAUGUGCCCUUUUAUACUUAGAAAAUUGCAAAUUUGGUUAAGUUUUGUGUUAAGGUCCACUUUUUUCCUAAAGUAUCAAAGCCAUUGCUUUCAUACUUGCAACACUUACUAACUAUUGUAAGGGGACUGUGCAGGCAAAGUUAUGUAACUCUGACUGGCAUUUUGACAGAAUUAUGUGCCCUUUUUAUACUUAGAAAAUUAAAAAUUUAGUUAAGUUUUGUGUUUAGGUCCACUUUUUUCCUAAAGUAUCAGAGCCAUUGCUUUUAUACUUGCAACACUUACUAACUAUCGUAAGGGGACUGUGCAGGCAAAGUGAUGUAACUCUGACUGGCAUUUUGACGGAAUUAUUGGCCCUUUUUACUUGAAAACUUGUUAAGUUUUGUGUUUUGGUCCACUUUACCCCUAAAGUAUUAUAGAUAUUGCUUUCAUACUUGGAACACUCGCAAACUAUCAUAACGGGACAGUAGAGGACAAGUUGCAUAACUCUGGUUGUCAUUUUCACCGAAUUAUGGCCCUUUUUUGACUUAGUAACUUUGAAUAUAUGGUUACAUUUUGUGUUUAGAUUCACUUUACUUCUAAAGUAUCAAGGUUAUUGCUUUUAAACUUUAAAUACUUUCAUGCUAUCAUGAUGGUACUGUACCUGGCAAGUUAAAUUUUACCUUGACCUUUGAAUGACCUUGACCCCCCCCCCCCGAA